Molecule: messenger RNA, 1219 nt
Organism: Humulus lupulus (European hop)
Lineage: Eukaryota; Viridiplantae; Streptophyta; Magnoliopsida; Rosales; Cannabaceae
Exons: 11
Coding region: 65-832 (255 amino acids)
Molecular function (GO): lyase activity
Source: RefSeq, a predicted model, not a curated record
UAUAUCAAUAGCUUUUGGAGAAUAUCCCGACUAACCUCCACUUUGUCAGACGAAGCAGGUGGAUAUGGAGUUUGGCAGCCUCAAGGCGAAAGCUCCUCCGCCAUGUCUGCUGCCCCAAAGCACAGCUCCACCGCUUCGGCCUCGCAUUAGCCUUCCUGGGCUUCCUCACGCCGACCAUACCUUGACGCGAAUUCAGACCUCUGGUAUCAUUGCUUGCCUUCGCGCCAAUACUGCAGAGUUGGCAAUGGAAACUGCCCGUGCUGCACUUAGUGGUGGAAUAACAGUGCUGGAGAUUGUACGGUCAACUCCAGGUGUGUUUGAGGUUCUUCAGCAGCUGGUGAAUGACUAUCCCACAACGGUCUUAGGAGUUGGUACUGUCCUUAAUAUUGAGGAUGCCAAAAAGGCAGUUGGCGCUGGAGCCAAAUUCGUCAUGAGUCCUGCUAUGGUGAAGGAUGUUAUGGAUAUGGAUGGUUUCAGGAAUGGUGAAGUUUUAUACAUACCUGGUGCAAUGACCCCAACAGAGAUAUUGUCUGCGCAUGAUUCGGGUGCCAAAAUAGUGAAGGUAUAUCCGGUUUCAGCAUUAGGUGGUGUUCAGUACAUAUCAGCACUUAAGAAGCCUUUUUCUCAUAUCUCAAUGGUUGCUUCCCAAGGCAUUACUAUAGAUUCAAUUGGACAGUAUAUAGCUAAUGGAGCUUCAUCGGUUGUUUUAUCAGAUGCCAUAUUUGAUAAAGAGGCAAUGGCCCAAAAUAAUUUCAAUGUCAUCCGUCAACUUGCACAUUUUGCCACUUUGCAGGCUAGCCAAGUACUAGAAUGGAAGAGAAGCUUAAUGUAAAACCUAUUGCACCAGAGUAGACUUUUUUCUUUUGCAGCAUUAUUCAUAUCAGGUUUUAUAAAAAGUUCUGACCUCCCCAUCCUCAAGGACUUCAAAUAGACUUGUAAAUCAGGUCCUAAGCUAGUGCACAAGUGAAAAGCAUUAGAGUAGUCUAGACUUCUAAGAAAAUAAAUGGUGAGAUGUUUUUGGCCUGAGAUAUGUAAUUUGUGUAUAGUAGUGUACAUGAGCGCUGUUAGUUUUCACUAGUUACAUAAAUAUAAUGUAAGUUACUUCUGCAAUUGUACUAACUAGGGUGGUAAGUGUGUCGUUUGUGAUUGGAUUACAAUUUACAAAUGAAAAAUGCUAAGGGGUACAAAUGGUGUUUGAUACUACAAUUAGUUUUCGUAC